Drosophila virilis is the source of this 3887-nucleotide messenger RNA. RefSeq names its product homeobox protein unplugged (gene unpg). Gene Ontology annotation, molecular function: DNA-binding transcription factor activity, RNA polymerase II-specific; RNA polymerase II transcription regulatory region sequence-specific DNA binding. Gene Ontology annotation, biological process: regulation of transcription by RNA polymerase II; regulation of nervous system development. Gene Ontology annotation, cellular component: nucleus. The record is from RefSeq and is a predicted model, not a curated record. NCBI's taxonomy places the organism in Eukaryota, Metazoa, Arthropoda, Insecta, Diptera, Drosophilidae.
GCUAUGAUAUUCAGCGCAUUGUUUAUAAUUACCAGGCCGAAGUGCUAUUUUGGACAGUGCUAUUGAGGACAAAAUCCCCCAAUAAAGGUACAAAUAAACUGUUUUAAAUACGAGAUACCAAAAUGUCAAUAGAUCAAAUAUUUUUUUAUUUAUGGGCAUACUCAAAUCUAUUUCUGUAUAAACAAUGCCUCCACAUAACAAGUAGACAUGUAUCAACUGUAAUAACUGUAAUUACUUUCCAAUUUCCAAUUAAACCGUAUAAACAAUUGAUAUACAGGUCAUAAUUACAGUUUUACAAUUACGGCAACAAAGUUCUGGCUGUAUAAAGGGUUAAAAUGACACAAUUAUGGAGAGCAGUUGCUGUGCCCAUGCAGGAUCCUGUGCACAAAUUGUAAAGUGGGCGUGCCAAUUGCUGGGUAAACAUUGGACAGCUCUCGUUAUGUGUUGCGGUUAACAGCGAACACAUGUUCGACUUCGCAUUUCAGAACCAAAACGUAAUGAUUAUUAAAUUUGUAUUAGCUGAACGAUAUAAUUUAGGGGCUGGCAGGCACACACAAUGUAACAAGUCUCUAGUAAACUAUUUGGUUUUCAUCAUACAGAAAUUGAUGCACUCACGUCUGGCUGCAGUUGUAAUUGUUGUGUUUUAUUUUGUGCGCAUUUUUAAGCACUGCAAACGAGUCCCAGCUAUGCGAAGCAUUCGCAACAAUUUGUCAGUAAAUAAUUUCGAUUUGUGCGCGACGUUGUUGUAUUUCAGCAUCUGUGUCUGGGGCCACUAUAGUCAGUCGUCUUGGUUAGGCCACAUCCCGGGUGUCAACAGAGCACUGAUUUAUUUGAGCGCAUGAUACGCUUCGUUGGAUUUCGUUAAUUUGUCCGUUUUCCGCAAAGAGGGGUCUUGCAAAUUCAAAAUGUAUAUGCGUUUAAACACAUAUGUAUGUACAAUAUAUAAAAUUUCCUUACAGAAUUCUCUGCCAAGUUUAAUUGACGCAAUGCCAAAAAAUCACAAGCUUUUGUCAUAAUAACAAUAAUCGCCAACAAGGCGCAUAAUUAUAUUGUAAUUUAUGCCCAAUGCAAACUAAAGAAACUCAAUCUACUCGAAUUGCAAUUUAAAGCUCGUAAAAUAUUUCAAACACUCAAACGUGACCAAAUGCUUUUUAAUUGCUUUCAAUAGCUUGCGUUUCAGCAAACAAAUACAUUUUUUUUUCGAUUGCCAAAAAUUUGGUCAAUUAUGGCCAAUUUAAACCACAUAUGCAAAUUGACAACCGUGUGAAGUGUGGCUAGCAUAACAAUUAGUGUGAGGGUCGAAUUGAUAUAUUAUGGCAAAUUAAGCUACGACCGAAGAAAGGGUUCAAGAGCUGAACACAUUACUGAUAUUUUUGGAAGAACAUGGAUAACACACUAUCCAAGCGUCGGAAGGCAUUAUUCCUUAAGAUAAAAUUAUAUUACAUUUUAGGCUUCGCAAAACAAGCCCCAAGAAAGAGGGUCACUUUCUUUUGCUGUGCUAGCCUUGGCUUGCUUUGCUGUCCCUUAUGUUAUUCUUUCAGCAAAUGAAUUUAGUCAAGUUAUUUUAAUUCAUAGAAAUUAAUCCACAUAUAGUGUACUCAUAUAUAAAUAGAUAAAAAACCAGCGUUUAUGAGUAAUGCAAAACUCUAGAAUAUAUGCAAGUGUUGCUGUUAUCUGCACUCACGUUUAAAUCGAAAUUGCUCCGUUAAUAUGCCACUCGAGAUUCUCGUAUGUCGACCCAAUCAUAUCAUAAACUAAGCUUGGUCCAAGUAGAAGAAUCGGCGAAUUAUUCUCUUCCCCCAUGGUUAAUCUGAGUCUGAGUCUGAUUACCGCAUGACUUGAAAGCGAUUAGGGAGACGCUUGUGUGUGUGUGUGUGUGUGUAUGUGUGUGUUUCUAGCCCCAAGAACAACCCCAACACAAAUAGAAAACAGACAAGCUCAACCGGUUUGGCAGCAAUUAUCGUUCAGCCAAUCACAGGCGGGCAGCGCUCAAACACUGCGCGCCAUAUUGGCCAUUAACGAGGCGGAGCUAGCUCUUUCUUGCUCUCCGACUAUCUCCCUCUCUCUUGCUCUCGCGCCCAGAUCGUGUGCGUAUGUGCAGUGGUGGUUGCUUUGUUUGAUAGCAUUGGGUGCCCGACUGUGCUGUGAAGUGCAUGUGGCUGUAUUGGCUUUCAUUUGCGCGCAGAUCUUUGAACGGUUCACUGCGUCAACGUUGCGCGCACACGUGACGCUUUUUAAAAAGUCUAAGCAAGUGGCCAAAUAAUAAGUUGAUAUGCAAAACGAGCACACGGCGCUGCUACCACCGGUGGAGAGCAGCACCAAGUUGGUCAGCAAGCCGUUUCCGAAACCUUUCUCCAUUGAGAGUCUAAUUGCGAAUCAAACACCUGCUGUUGUUCCUUCUUCCAAUGUCGAGCUGGAAAGGAAAAGGGAAAGAGAAACGGAACUGGACCGGGAACGGGAACGGAAUAGUAAUCAAGAGCUAAAUGCACGUGCUUUGGUGGCCAGCUCUGCCCUGGGUCUGACCCAGUUUCCACUUUACAAUCCCUGGCUGCAUGGCUACUUUGCCCAGAAUCACGAGCGGCUCACUCAUUUGAUUGCCGGCGGCGGCUACCUGGGCGGGCCCUUUAACGGUAAGGAGCCUCAGCCCCAACUAGCGCCCCCACUGCCACUGCAACCAACGCACGCCUUGGACGGCCUAAGCCUUAGUCCGACAAAGCCCAAUGAUGCUGAGUUGACGCAUCGUCUGCCAUUGGCGCAUCCACUGGACACCCGUUUUCUGCCGUUCAAUGCUGCUGCAGCUGCCACGACGACAUCGGAUCUAAGUUAUCGUCGCCUUGCGGAACUCAUGAAUCAGGAUUAUGUUCACAAUUUAAGCGUACAUGCGCGACUCCAGCACAUGGCUGCUACGCGUGACCAGGACGAGAGUCAACAUCAGCCACUGGCACUGGCUUCGACGCAGGAGCCGUCGUCUCAGCAAUCAUCACCCUCAAAGCCUCAUAGCCCCACGGAGCCAGCGGUUGAUGUGGGCAUGGACGAGGACUACGAGUGUAGCGGUGAUUCCUGCAGCGACAUCAGCCUCACGAUGUCCCCCCAAAACUACGCUGCAGAGCUUGAUAAAAGUCGGAACGGAGCUUAUACAAACUCGGACAGUGAGGAUUGCAGUGAUGACGAUGGCGGCCACUCGCGACAUGAGGCCGGCGGCAAGGAGUCCCAAAGCGGUAGCAGCAACAGCUCCAAGUCGCGACGGCGGCGCACGGCGUUCACAUCGGAACAGCUGCUCGAGCUUGAACGCGAGUUCCAUGCCAAAAAGUAUCUUAGCCUAACAGAGCGCAGUCAAAUAGCCACAAGUCUGAAAUUGAGUGAAGUGCAGGUGAAAAUCUGGUUUCAAAAUCGUCGAGCCAAAUGGAAACGGGUCAAGGCCGGACUCACGUCGCACGGAUUGGGUCGGAACGGCAGUGCCAGCGGCACUAAAAUCGUGGUGCCCAUACCCGUGCAUGUAAAUCGGUUUGCGGUGCGCUCCCAGCACCAGCAGCUGGAGAAAAUGUGCCUCAGCGGACCCAAGCCGGAUCUGCGCAAGAAGCUAUCAACGGAAGCGAUUAGUGGCUUUGAGAAGUUCAAUGCCAGCGCUGGCCCUGCUUCUUCAUCCGUAGGAGUAGGCGUGGCCAUGGGAGUCGGUAUGCCACCGAUUGGCGCACUAGCGCCAAGUCCCGCCGCCUCUCUGGCCCUGGCGCGUAGUAUUUAUUGAAGGAGUACGACCCAAAGUUGCACCAAAAACAUUUUUGUUAACGUUUUUUGCUGAGUUAUCUUUGUACAUACGAAUUGUCCCCCCCCUUUAAUUUGACUUAAGUGUAGAGACCAAGAUUUGUAAAUAAACACAAUUGAAUUGA